AUGGUUCUCGCACCCCCAACCGACCCGUCGCACCCGAACGACCACUCCCUCAUCAAGCACAAUAACGACCCUCUCCACCCCGCGUUCCUGAUCCCCGAGCUCUGCAGGGGUUUCUACAAGCUUGGGUGGGUGACGGGAACGGGCGGUGGGAUCUCGUUGCGCGAUGGCGAGAAGAUCUACCUCGCGCCGUCGGGCGUGCAGAAGGAGCGGAUUGAGCCGGAGGACAUCUUCGUCCUGAGCCGCAAGGAACGCGACUUCCUCCGCUGGCCGGUCCACAAGCCGCUCAAGCAGUCUGCCUGCACGCCGCUCUUCUACAACGCUUACGACUUGCGAAAUGCGGGUGCAUGCAUCCACACCCACUCUCAACACGCCGUCAUGGCCACCCUUCUCUGGCCCGGCUCCGAGUUCCGCAUCUCACACCAAGAGAUGAUCAAAGGCAUGCGCAUCGGCGGCACGGGCCCAGCGUUGAGUUAUCUCGACACGCUUGUCAUACCAAUCAUCGAGAAUACGCCGGAUGAGGAGGAUUUGAGGGAGGGGAUGGAGGAGGCUAUGCGCAAUCACCCCGACGCGCCUGCGAUCCUGGUCCGGCGGCACGGGACGUACAGCUGGGGUGCAGACUGGGAGAAGGCCAAGGGCCAAGCGGAGUGCCUCGACUACCUGCUCGAGGUCGCUGUGCGGAUGAAGCUGGCGGGGAUGGAGACUGUCGGGAUGGACCAGUGGACGAAGCAGUGA
This is a messenger RNA of Rhodotorula toruloides NP11, 732 nucleotides long. Its product is annotated as methylthioribulose-1-phosphate dehydratase. The transcript has 9 exons. NCBI's taxonomy places the organism in Eukaryota, Fungi, Basidiomycota, Microbotryomycetes, Sporidiobolales, Sporidiobolaceae. Gene Ontology annotation, molecular function: metal ion binding; methylthioribulose 1-phosphate dehydratase activity. The record is from RefSeq and is a predicted model, not a curated record. Gene Ontology annotation, cellular component: cytoplasm. Bases 1 to 732 code for a protein of 243 amino acids.